UAGACUUCAAUGUCAGCCCUUAUAGCGAUAUAUUGGCCAACGAUUUGGUGGCGAAUGUCGUGAAAGAGGGAAAAGUGGGAACUUAUCGACACUUAAGACUUCCCACGGAUUACGACAAAUGCCUCUCAAAUGACUAUUACUUGAAUACGGGUCAAAAAAGGGAUAUAUUGGGAUUGCAAUGGUAUGACUCCAGAAAAAUACCUGUUGUCAAUGAACAAGUUAGUUUUAGCAAUAAAUUCAUUAAAGCAACUCAAGUGGACAUAUAUUACUCCGGUAUCUCAUUCCAUGAUGUUAUGAUUGCAACAGGUCGCAUACCACCAGGGCCAGAAGUAUUAUUCUCUGAUUGUACGCUUGGCAGUGAAUUUGCUGGCCGUAGAGUAGAUACCGGGGAACGUGUGAUGGGUAUGAAUAUGGGCCGAGGGUUUGCCACGUCAACCAACGCCAGUAUCAAUAGCAUGACUCCCAUUCCCGAGCACUGGUCUAUGGCUGAGGCGGUGACUACACUCAGCACUUAUAGUACACUGUAUUACGCGCUCAUCAAAAAGGCUCAGAUUAAGAAAGGUGAAAGCAUCUUAAUUCACUCGGCUGCUGGAGGUGUGGGACAGUCGGCUAUAAACAUGUGUCUCCACUACGGGUGCGAUAUCUAUGUGACGGUUGGGACGGAAGAGAAAAAGCAAUUCCUUGUGAAGGAGUAUAACAUUCCUGUGAACCGGAUAUUCAACUCAAGAGAUAUUCUCUUCAAGAAUCAUAUCAUAGAAGCCACGAAUGGCCGGGGAGUUGAUAUCGUACUGAACUCACUGUCCGGUGACAAACUGGACGCUAGCUAUGAAUGUGUGGCAAAUUGUGGUCGAUUUGUAGAGUUGGGACGUUUUGAUAUGAUCCAGAAUAAAAAACUGGGAAUGUUUGACUUCGUUAGGGAUAUACAGUUCCUAUCAGUAGUACUGGACGUUAAGCUUAUAGACGAUAUGAAUUUUUGUCAAGAAUUCUACGAUUGGAUGCAUAAGAACUGUACGAAUGGUUGCGUAAAACCAAUCAAUUAUAAGGUAUUUAAUGCCUCGGAGGCCGAGAAGGCGUUCCGAUUCAUGACAACCGGUAAACACAUCGGGAAAGUAGUCAUCAAAAUGAGAGACGAAGAGAUGGAUAGACAGCCACUGAAA
Molecule: messenger RNA, 1157 nt
Organism: Oppiella nova
Lineage: Eukaryota; Metazoa; Arthropoda; Arachnida; Sarcoptiformes; Oppiidae
Source: the annotation of a GenBank genome assembly